Molecule: messenger RNA, 1082 nt
Organism: Tigriopus californicus
Lineage: Eukaryota; Metazoa; Arthropoda; Copepoda; Harpacticoida; Harpacticidae
Exons: 2
Coding region: 283-1044 (253 amino acids)
Source: RefSeq, a predicted model, not a curated record
AAGGAAGAUAGGACAACUCAGAUUACAUAACAUUAAGAGUGGUCUGAUUUGAGCCCACUGCUCAACAACCAAUGAAAACCAGCCCAACACUGACGCCACCAUGAACAUGCCAAGCCAGUUGAUUAUCCAACUUUCUUACCUUGCCAAAGCUUUCGAUCGGACGAUGUUACAUGGAUUGAGCUCUCGUUCUAUAAAUGAGACGGCAUCGAAAAGAAUGGUAUCAGUUUCCAGACACAACUCCACUUAAGAACUUCAAAGAACUGAAACAACUCCACAUCAACAAUGAAAACCUUUGUCGCUACCGCCCUCUUAGCUGCCGUGGCCCAAGCUCAAGAGCCUUACUAUUACAAAUGGAGUCCUGAGACACCCGUGGCCCCCGCUUUCAAGUUCCCAGAAAACAUCCCAGUGCCUUUCCCCAAAACCAAUGAGCCUGCGGGUAAUGCCGGUUACCAAUACCAAUACACCCCUGAUCAGCCCAAUGCCCGACCUUUCAAGGCUCCCGAGGACUACACCCCCGUGGACUUCAAGUACCAAUAUGUCAGCCAGCCUGGAGACAGUUUCAAAUACAAUUACAAGCCCGCCCCUGGGGAGUUUGACUUUACCUAUGUCCCUGGACCCAACAUGAUGAACUUGAGCCCCGAGGAAAUUGAGGCCAAAUCGGCCGGUGUAGCUACCAGUGUGAGGGAUGUGGCUGCUCUGUUGUCCACCGUCAAUUCGGACGACAUCAAGGCCAUCACAGGUGAAUUAGGCUUUGGCCAAGACUUUGACUUGACUGGCGUGUCGGCCGGCAUCAACAAGGUUGGGGACUUCAUUGAGAAUGGUGGCAAAGCCGGCGCCAAAAUUGCCGCUGACAUUGGACCUCAGCCUCAAGUGCCCGUGGUUCCCGUGGCUCCCAUCCAACCCGUGAAUCCACUCCCUGAGGCCACACCCGUGCAAUACAAUGCCGCUUAUCAAUCUGGUUACCCUGUGCCCGUUCAAGGAGCUUACUACCCUGGUGCCCCUUUGGCGGCUACCCAGGUUCCCCUUGUCUACUAUGGAAAUUAGAAAUCGCGUCCAGACCAAAUAAACCCAUUUAAAUUUGA